Messenger RNA from Danio aesculapii, 2523 nucleotides. It is a transcript of the gene prox3, whose product is annotated as prospero homeobox 3. The record is from RefSeq and is a predicted model, not a curated record. The coding region runs from base 266 to 2239 and encodes 657 amino acids. The transcript has 5 exons. Gene Ontology annotation, cellular component: nucleus. Gene Ontology annotation, molecular function: RNA polymerase II cis-regulatory region sequence-specific DNA binding; DNA-binding transcription factor activity, RNA polymerase II-specific. Lineage: Eukaryota; Metazoa; Chordata; Actinopteri; Cypriniformes; Danionidae. Gene Ontology annotation, biological process: regulation of transcription by RNA polymerase II.
ACGGGGGCAGCGGACAUCCCUCCCUCGCGCCUCGACGCCCACUGGCUGAUCACCACGCGAUAGAGUGCGCGAGGAUGAGAGAUGGACAGCAGCGCGACACAGCAAUAACAGGAAACUCAGUGGCGCUUUCAACGCUGAUGCUCCCGGUGACCAGCGGACACCUCGACAACGCCGCCAUAUAACACCACAGGAAAGUGACCGAGCGGGGGAUGCGAGCCGUCUGACUGUUUUAUCCUGAAAGCAGAUCAGAAUAGAAAAGGGGGCUAUGGAUUCCCCUUCGGAUCGAUUUCAUCAGCAGCCUUCCCAGAUGUGUCCUUUUGAGCUGUAUCGCAGCCUGCCAGAUUCCAACCCCUCAGGCCACCGAUUUUCCCCCGGCAGCUUGUCUUCUCAUCCGCUCUUCUCCCCUCUCAUGCACCCCAAUAGCAUUUCCCAAAGGUGGGGCGGUUUCCGACAGCGUCAGGGCUUGUUCCCUGGACUUCUGGUUGAUGAUGAUGUAAGUGAGGAGGAUGUCUUUGGAAAGAGGGAGUUUGGGGCGACCUCAUCACAGCGUGGUUCUGGAGAACGGGGACAAGCUCCUGAGCCCUCCGACUGGGGACAGGAUUUUGCAAGAGUUAAGAGACUAAGAAUAGACUCUUCAGCUAGAAGCGAAGAUGAAUCAAUUAGAGAAGGGAAGAGAGGGAGAAAGAGUAGAUCUUCAUUUAGGAUGGACGAGAAGAAAGGAAUGGAGCAAGGCAACAGGAGGGAAAGCAGGGAAGGAAGGAAGCGUCAGCGCCAAGAACUGAAGCUUCAGCUGGAGGAAACCAAAGGGAAACUUCUCGAACUCCAGCGCAAAGUGUGGAGGGUGUACGGAGGGCAGGCGGACGAUGAGAAAGAUCAAGAAAAUGGAGGAAUCAAUCUGGAUGAGGUCGUGGAAAUGUUUUCUGACAGUGACGAUCCACUUGUAGGGAAUGGAUUUUCUCCUCCACGUUGUUCGUCUAAGAAAAACAAUGAAACCAACGGAAAUGGCAAUGCUGGGAUUUUUCCAGAGACCUCCGUGGACCUGGAUCUGGAGUUAAACAGUCAAGUGUGGCUGGGAUGCAGUUUGAUCAGGGGUGAGUGGGAGAGCGCAGAGGGAGGGCAGAAGUUUGCUCAAGCUCUGAAGCAGGAGCUUGCCAAUGUUGUUGCUCAGGUUAUUGACAGAGUUGUUCGUCUGUAUGCUGAAAGUGACCCAGAGGCAGUCUCAUCCACCCAGGAACCCAGGAUGGCUAUGGAUCUAAACUCAGACAGGAGGCAGAGACCUCAAGCUGUAGAGCAGGUAGAAGCUUUGCCACUCGUCACAAAGAGUCCUCAAGACAAAAGGGCCCCUGUAGCUCAAAGUGGGCACAAGGACCUCCUCCUCUCUCAAGCCAAUCCUAGCCUCGCUCCACUAGCCCAGCCGCCUCUCCCGGCACUUUUACCCACCAGGGGCAAAGAGCACUUCCUGCCCUCUUAUCCCCCAGACAACCCUGUUCACCUGCCCCUUCUUCAUUACACCAUGCAGAAUCUCUUUGCCCGCUCCCUCUCCAGUAUGCCUCUUCAUAAGGACUGCCUGUCUGAAUCUUUCAUGGACUUCCGUUCCCACAACUCUGCGUUCCCACCCCUCCCACUGCUGGGCCAGCUCGACCCCUCUCCAUCAGACAGAGCAAGGGAAGCUGGGAUGAGGGCAGGUGGUGCGGGAAUGGUGGAUGGUGCAGACGCAGCACUCUAUCUUGCUGCAGGGUCAUCCCAGGAGGGCCUUUCUCCGUGCCACUUGAAGAAAGCCAAGCUCAUGUUCUUCUACACGCGCUACCCCAGCUCCAGCACGCUGAAGACAUAUUUCCCUGACGUCAAGUUCAAUCGCUGUGUCACUUCCCAGCUGAUUAAGUGGUUCAGUAACUUCCGGGAGUUCUUCUAUAUCCAGAUGGAGCGCUUUGCCCGGCAGGCAGCCAGAGAGGUGCUUACAUCUGCCAGAGAAAGGGCUCUCCGCCUGGGCAGAGACACUGAGCUUUACCGCAUUCUCAACAUGCACUACAAUAAGAGCAAUGAUUACCAGGUUCCAGAGAGGUUUGUGGAGAUAUCUGAAGUGGCCCUGAGGGAGUUUUUCUCUGCCAUCCAGAGCGGUCGGGAUGCUGAUCCAUGCUGGAAGAAGUCCAUCUAUAAGAUCAUCUGUAAAUUAGACAGUCCAGUGCCCGACAGCUUCCGGCUGCCUGGCUGCCCCACGGACACUUACCGGAUGGGUUAAAGAGAGUUUAUCUACACACCCAGAAUGGUCAGCAGUUUAAAUAGAGGGCUUUAUUGCUGCCCACUUUUUUGCUGGUUCUGGAGGUAUUUGUCAUUUAUUUUUCCCAAAUAAAAGUCUUUGUCGAAGGGUUAUAAGUAAUUAGUUCACUCAAAAAUGACGAUUUACUCACUAUUUGCUCACCCUCAAGUGGUUCUAAAACUUUUAUGAGCUUCGGUUUUAUGUUAAAAACACAAGAAGAUAUAUUGAAGAAGGCUGAAAACCUCAUUUGAAAUCUAUAGUAGGAA